AUGGUACACGCUCAAGAUUUUAUAGAAAAUAAAUUUCCUAAAGAUGUUAAAGAAAUCAGAGCUUAUAAUGAUGAUCUAGAGGGACAUUUAGAUUUAUCAAAAUAUCCUAAUUUAAACAAAAUAGAAUUUGGAUCCAAUUCUCGAUUAAGAAGUUUAAAACUUGCUCGCCCGAACAAAAUUUCUUAUAUAAGCAUCUUUCAUUCCGGCGUCGAUGAUUUAACUUUUUUGGCAGACACUCCUAAUUUACAGACAAUAUGUUUGUCUCGAACAGGAGAGAAAAUUGGUGAUGGUCCUGGUAAUGCUUAUAUUGCCAAAGCGCUCCGAGAAGCUUGCCAAGAGAAUUACAGAUUGCUAAGUCAAUCUGAUCAACAAAUAGAGCGAGAGAGAGAAAAUAAUAAGGAGUUAAAGCAAAAGUUUGCUAAUGCCCAACAGGAAAAUCAAGCAUUAAAAAACCAAAGCCAGCAGAAACAGCAAAUUAUUAACGAUCAACAAAGUCAGAUGAACGAAUUGUCCAAUAUAGCCUUUCCUAAUAAUCCGUACGAUUUCACUAAACUCAAACAAGACAUUAUCCGACUUAAAUUCCAAGAAUUAGCACCGCAAGUAAGAAAUGAAAGCGCGAAGUUGGUACGGUUAAUUUCUGAAGCAAAAAACAAAGCGGGCAAUUUUUCUUCCGUAGUUGACUUAAUCUUAGAUACCCAAAGGCAAAUCGUGAAAAAAAACGAAACUUCUCAGCAAGAUAAAUUAAUUGGUAUUAUGGAAGCUUACCAAACAAUUCUUGCAAGCAGUUUAGAAGGAAAGCUACAAAAACUUUUAAACAAAAAAACAGAAGUCUUAGAAUUAGAAAAACACUUGGCAAGUUUACAACAGAAUCUUUCCGGCAAAUGA
This is a messenger RNA of Funneliformis mosseae, 885 nucleotides long. The record is from the annotation of a GenBank genome assembly. Lineage: Eukaryota; Fungi; Glomeromycota; Glomeromycetes; Glomerales; Glomeraceae.